Molecule: messenger RNA, 3763 nt
Organism: Pecten maximus
Lineage: Eukaryota; Metazoa; Mollusca; Bivalvia; Pectinida; Pectinidae
Product: G patch domain-containing protein 2-like
Exons: 7
Coding region: 69-1574 (501 amino acids)
Molecular function (GO): nucleic acid binding
Source: RefSeq, a predicted model, not a curated record
UGAUAAUUUUUCGUGAAUGUGCGAGAAAACACGAGACUUAUGAUCAUAACAGUCAUGGCGGCGGUUGGAUGUGUCACGACGUCAACUUCGAUGUUUUACAUUUACAUCCUAUUUUCAUGGAGAAUACGAAUCCAAUGUCUAUACUUAGUGCACUGAUGGAGGGCCACAUUGUGAAGGAAUUUCAAAAUCUGCGAGUUUUCUCAAACAACAAAUUCGUGAGGAUGGAUGAGCUGGUGCAAGAUCUGGCAAGUGCUCUUGAGGAGACGGCCAGGAGCACCAAGUCUCAGUCCCGUGAGAGUCAACCCUCAGGGUCAUCCUCCAAACGCUGCAGUCGAAAACGUAAAGGAAAGAAACGGCGUACAUUUAUUGUUGAUGGAGGAAACAUUAGUGAAGCCUCUGAAAGUAGUGUUGAAGAAGCUCUGAAAGAUUACAUGGAAAAUAUCAUCCAGCAGAGUGAUUCAGAUGAUAUUGGUAUGUCAUCAACAGUGGCUAGACUGACAAUGCCAUUAAACUUCAGUUAUGUGCCAUCAGUUGAAUCUGAUUCAGUGACAGAAACCUUUUCUCCCAGACGUCCUCAGCGUCGAAGGAAGAAAUAUAAGUCUAUGGCAGUAGACACUGAUCCAGACAUCAUGAUGCAGCCACCUAUGCAUCCACCAAAACCUUAUCAGCAUCACCAUGGCAGUGAUGGGGCGCUGCACAACACAUCAGUCGAUCAGGAGCUUGAGACAUCCCUGACACCUCUCUCCAGUAAAGACAAUAAUGGACUGUUAGUCUCGGUGUUGCCAGGAAAAAGGAAAAGGAGCUCCAAAUCAAGGUCAGACUUCCUUUCAGGAAACAGCAGCAGCAGUCAUAACAAACCAUCUAAGAAUGAGGAUACCAUGGACAUGGGUUCACAAGAGAGCAGUUCAAGUCUAAGCAGUAGUGAGAGUGAUGGCCUUAUCACCAAUGAUGAAGGUAGAGAGGCUGAUGAUGAGCAGAGUGAUUUUUUCUAUGAGGGUGGUCCAGCAUGUGGGAUUCCCGGUAUCAUUCCAUGGUGGGAAAGUGAUGCAGGUCAGCGAGAAGUUGAGUCAGAUAAGGAGUUCCAGCAGAUACUGACAGGAACAUUUGAACACCUCUCCAAAUCCUCACAGAUGGCUUUCAAAGCCAGGGUGUCCAGACUCAUGGCAAAGUCUGGCAGGGAAAUUCGCUUUGGAAGAAGAAAGUUAAAAGAAAAGCAUCCUGGUUACACAGUAUCCAGAUUUCUACAAGAUCGACAAGUGUGGAAUUCAAUGCAGGGAGUGAUCUCCCCUGUCUGGCAGUCUAGUAACAACACAAGUUCCUGUAAUGAUAACUCCAAACGUCGCAGGAAUACGCCCCCUCCUACCCCACAGACGGAAGGUUUCAUUGGUAAUGAGGCUGAGCCUAUCCCUGAUACAAACCUGGGUAGCAAGAUGUUACAGGGCAUGGGCUGGACUCCAGGUUCAGGACUGGGAUCAGACGGAAGUGGCAUAAAAACUCCAGUUAUUGCCUACCGUCGCCCACGACGUCAAGGUCUUGGCUGUCGGAGUGCUACAAAGCCACCUGAUCAUUCUUAAAUAUGUGAAUGAAUGGAUGUUUUUAAAACUAGUGGAUCAAUGUUCCAUUUGGCUGUCUCACAGUGAUGUAUAUUAAUUAUCAUGUUUAAUGUGCUCCAUCAGGAACCCAUCGUUUUAUGUUAGUGUUCUAUACUUAUGACACCUAGGUAAUGAUAUACCAAUUACUGUGUUGGAUCCAAUUAUGGAAUAAUUGUAGGUGUAGUUGUAAGGCCCAGAGUGUGAUAAGUUUGAAUUUAAGACCCAUACAUACAUCUUGUUUUUACUAUUUAUGAAAUUAUACUGACUAUUUUACCUGAAGGUGCCAGGAAGCACUUUGAAACAGAAUCUGUGUUUAAUACAUGGCAGGUUUGGAAACGGUCCAAAAAGUCUAGUAAAGAGUGAUCACUAGAUAUAGGCUUGGAACAACAAUGCUCCUGAUUUUCCUCGGGUGAUGUGAAAAUGGAUUUGUGGUUCCCAAAACAACUUAUUUUACCUGCAGUAGUUGAUAAAACCUUAUUUUCAUUUGAAAAUAUACACAAUUAACAGUUUACUGGUAAAAAGAAACUGUUUAACUGCCCCAUCAUUAUAAGAUUUGUUUAAUUGUCCCAUCAAUAUGAUAUUUGGUAACAAAUGGCAGCUGCUGGUACAUAGUAGGAAAUCAGUUAGUGCCAGAAAUGACUAUUGAUAGUUAUCUGUGGAAAAUUGGAUUGGAUAAAAGGACCCAAACAAAUAAUCUUUUUGAAGAUUUAUGUCUAAUCAGACAUUUUUUAUGCUAAAUUAACACUUGUUAAUAGUAACAGUGUGACUGUAUCCCACAUUACAUGGGAGAUCUUUGUUAAUUGUACAUGUGUUUGGUAUAAAGUAAAAUGUUAGGAAUCCAUUUGUAAAUACUGGUUUGAAAUCCCUUUUUAUUUCCUACAUUGUACAUUGAUUGUAUGAGUGUGCUGAGGAUGCUAUUUUUAGAACACUUUAGUUAACUGUUUUGCCAGCCAUGAAAUUCUGCACAUUUAUUAUAUAUAGCUAUAUAUAGUGAAACUUUACACAUUUUUGUUAUGAAUCAAAAUCAAUCUAAUUAAAAAUUUGACUUUUAUUUUCUGCUCCUCUACGAUACUCUACAAUUCACUACAAUAGAAGUUCUAACAGUUAUCAGCGGGUCAUCUCAGCAUAGCCCUGGAGCUCUGCAUGCUGCCAUAUUGUCCAUGUGAUUUGAUUCAUCAGAAGUAUGAAUACUUACGUAAUGUUCCCGAGGUAUUCUGAUAGUCGAUAGCAAUGGUACACAUUAUGGCUUGCACACUCCAACAUCACUGAGUACACCUCAACAAGUUUAGUUUAACAAAUAAGUGAUAUCUGGGUAGUUUUUCCUGAGAGAUGGACAGUGAGGCAACAGUGCUGUGAAAAAUUAUUUGGAUUGAAAGGGGAUGACACAUACAGUUACAAUUUUUCAAGUCCUGCAGCAACACUGUCGACGAGACAUUGUAUAAUCUUUUGUUCUUCUUUCAAUGUAACGCCCAGAGGAUUAAUAUCUUUUUCGAUUACCUUGCCCAUUAAGAGAGUACACUUAUAAUGUUUGAAAAAUUAAAAAGAAGACACAAAAGAGGGCUUGUAAGACUCUUUGUCAUUGGUUGACUAAUGAUGUCAUUGACAAGUUUUCAUUGGCUUACAUUUGAAGUUGAAGAUCAUGCUGAGAUGACCUUCUGUGGGGUGUUGUUAGAUUUUGUAUUGCAUUGUAUCGUUAUGGUAGAGAAAUGAAAAUUACAAGUCUUAAUUAUAGAUUGGUCAAAACCUAGAUUUUAAGUAUGUUUUUAAUUUCUCUUUUAAGAAUCAUGUAUGCAUUUCCCAAAUGCCAUGUGUGCCAAUUUGGGGUUAGAGGGUGAGGAUCAUUAUAAUGAAUGAGCUCAGAAAGAAAGUCCCCUUGGUGUAAUUCAUAUGAAACAUACCAACCUGCGAUUUUAUGACCUUCUUUCAUAGAAUAUAAAUAAAAACAUUGUGAUUUACAUAAGAUAUCCCCUGGCAUUUACAGAAGUACAAUGUACUGCAUUCUGUGAUCAACAUCAGCUAAACCUACAAAAAGUGCUGAAAACUCCUUCAUAUUGUAUACACAGAUAUGCAUGUUGAUUCAUUGAAAAUGUUAGGUAUGUUGAAUAGAUAGCUGUAUGAUAUCUCACAUGAUAUCUCACAUGCAACCAUGGUUUCCUAACCUAUAACUGAUU